CGAGUGUCCUGCUAUCGGCUUGAGAAUAGAUAAAACAAUUGUGAUCACAUUUCGUGACUUGACAUGUUCUAUGGUGGUUGCUGAUGGUUUUCUAAAUAGGAUACUCUCCUCUGUACUACCUUACUGCGAUGUACAGACUAUUUCCCGGCCAGAAUCCGAAGAUCGUGGGGCGGGAAUCGAUCAACAAACGCCAUUAACUAACCAAUGACGGCGAGAGUGAAUGGUGGAGAAGGGUUCGGGGUUUCAGCCAGGGGCGGUUUCCUGCAGAGAUACGGACUCACUCGGUGAAUUUUCUUCUCCCCGCCGCGCUGUUAUUUAUCUAGCUCUCCCAGGCUGAAAAGUUCGUUCUUCUCCCCUGCUACAUGGGAAGUGAUCUGCUUGACAAGUUGUUCACCAUGCCUUCGGUUGCCUCACAAUUCCUGGCUUUGACAGUUGGAGGUCUGGCUGCGUUAUCUAGCGCCUCCUUCCUCUCCUCACAGCUCGACCUUGACCCGUAUCCCUAUGACUUCCCAGUCCUGGGAGCCAAUGGCUCCGAUCUCUUUCCCAUGCGUCUCUGCAAUGGUUUCAAGCUAGAGGAAGCUAGCAUCGACGAUAUCCAAGCUCAGAUCGAGGCUGGCACUUUCACCGGGGUGCAGUUACUACAAUGUUAUCUGGAGCGUAUCUACCAGGUGCAGCCUUAUGUGAACUCCGUUCUUCAAUUCAACCCAGAUGCCAUGGCCAUCGCGGAAGCGUUGGAUAAAGAGCGCGAGCAAGGGAUAGUCCGUGGUCCGUUGCAUAGCAUCCCAUUCCUGGUUAAAGACAAUAUUGGGAGUAAAGACAAGAUGGAAACGACUGCCGGCAGCUGGGCUCUGGUGGGGUCCGUUAUUCCUCGCGAUUCGCACGUCGUCCACCUCUUACGCAAGGCUGGCGCCGUGCUGCUGGGUCAUGCCACCCUCAGCGAGUGGGCUGAUAUGCGCUCGAAUGAUUAUUCCGAGGGCUAUUCCGGUCGCGGCGGUCAGGCGCGCAAUCCUUACAACUUUACUGUCAACCCUGGCGGCAGUAGCACCGGCUCGGCUGUUUCCGUUACCAGCAAUCAGGUUCCGUUUGCUCUCGGAACCGAGACGGACGGCAGUGUUAUCAACCCCGCCGAGAGAAAUAAUAUCGUGGGCAUCAAACCCACCGUCGGGUUGACGUCUCGCGCCGGGGUCAUCCCCGAAACCCUACACCAAGACUCGGUUGGCUGCUUCGGCAAGACAGUCCGUGAUGCAGUGUAUUGCCUGGAUGCCAUCUACGGAGUGGACUCGCUCGACAACUACACUUUGGCGCAAGAAGGCAACACCCCUGACGGUGGGUACGCGCAGUUCCUGACCAACCAGUCCGCCCUGGAGGGAGCGGUGUUUGGUCUGCCAUGGCUCUCGUUCUGGCAGUACAACGACGCGGAGCAGAACGCGCAGCUGAUGGAGCUGCUGGAGUUGAUCGAGUCUGCAGGCGCCACGAUCAUCAACGGCACCGAGCUGCCACACUACAAGGAGAUUGUGGACCCGGCCGGCUGGAACUGGGACUACGGCACCACGCGCGGCUAUCCCAACGAGUCCGAGUACACGUACGUGAAGGUGGACUUUUACAACGACAUUGCACAGUACCUCUCCUACCUGAAUAACACCAAGAUGCGCUCCCUGGAGGACAUUGUCCAGUACAACUACGAUAACGCCGGCAGCGAAGGCGGCUACCCCGGGGUGAUGCCCGCCUUCGCCUCGGGCCAAGACGGCUUCCUCGCUUCGUUGGCGACCAAGGGUAUCCGGAACGAAACCUACUGGCAAGCCCUGGAGUUCUGCCGCCACACCAGCCGGGAGGAAGGCAUCGACGCCGCCCUGCGCUACAAGGGCCAGAACCUGACGGCCCUGCUGACGCCCCCGGACUUUGGCCCCACGUACGAGAUCGCCGCGCAGGCUGGAUACCCCGUCGUCAGUCUACCAGCGGGGAUCAACAAGGCGUCCAAGAUGCCCUACGGCCUCUCACUGAUGGGCACCGCCUGGUCGGAGACCACGCUCAUCAAGUAUGCCAGUGCCAUUGAGGAUCUGCAGCUCUCCUCGGGCACGCCGUGGCAGCGCAGUCUGGCCACCUGGAGCGGAUAUAUGGACCGAAACAUUCCUGUUAAUUGAUAUACAUACAGCUAUGAUGAACAGUUAACUCUUAUAUCUGGUACUUGUUGAUUCAAGAAUAUUCCACCUAGUAUACCUAUAAGCCAGUUUCUCAACCUCAACCGCUUGACUGUCCAAUCAGCUUCAUCCAUCAGAACAACUCCCACUGAGAAUUUCUGGACGAACCUCAGGAACUCGCCGAGUCUGCCAUGGGUAACGACAAACGGUGAACUCAGAAUGAUGACAAGGUACGUAUUUCUAUAGUCUAAAUACCUGCUGACUCCUGGUAUGCAGUAUGCA
This is a messenger RNA of Penicilliopsis zonata CBS 506.65, 2420 nucleotides long. RefSeq lists its product as hypothetical. NCBI's taxonomy places the organism in Eukaryota, Fungi, Ascomycota, Eurotiomycetes, Eurotiales, Aspergillaceae. The transcript has 5 exons. The record is from RefSeq and is a predicted model, not a curated record. Bases 363 to 2141 code for a protein of 592 amino acids.